Molecule: messenger RNA, 8587 nt
Organism: Lymnaea stagnalis (great pond snail)
Lineage: Eukaryota; Metazoa; Mollusca; Gastropoda; Lymnaeidae
Source: the annotation of a GenBank genome assembly
CGGGGAAUAGAGAAGAACCAAGAGCGGCGAGUUAUGUUAAAAGCCAAACACAAGUUAGAAAGACCAGGUCUCCACAUCAUGAGGCGACUUCAAAGAAAAGAAGAGUUGAUUGAGAGCCUGAUGCUCAAAAUUUCAGAGCUAGAUAAAGGAAAUAAAGGUAGAUGAAUAGUUGGGAUGUAAUUAAUAUGAAUAGUUCUGAUGUAAGACGUAUGAACAGUUCUUAUAUAAUUAAUAUGAAUAAUGCUGGUAUAAGUAAUAGGAAAAGUUCUGGUGUGAGUAAUAUGAACAAUUCUUCUUGUGUAAGAAAUGGGAAUAUUCUUAUGUAAGCUAGAGACCGACCGAAUUUCGGUUUCGGCGCCGAAAGUGGCCAUUUUAUCACUUUCGGCCAAGUUUUGGUUUCGGCCGAAACUGAAAAGUUAACUUUCGGCUUAAUUUCGGUUUUGGCCGAAACUGAAAAUUUAACUUUCGGAUUUUCUUCGGUUUCGGCCGAAAUUGACUUAGACUUUCGGCCAUCCGGCCGAAAGUGACUCAGGUUUUCGGUCAAUUAAAACUCAGCAAAAGCUAUUAUAUUUAACUACAAACUAAGCGAUAUUUAAGAACAAAUUAAGCGAUCUUUGUGAACAAACUAAACGAUAUUUAACAACAAACUAAAUGACAUUUAUGAACAAACUAAACGAUCUUUAAAACAAACUAAGUGAUCUUUAAAAGCUAUCUAAGCGAUCUUUAAUAACAAACUAAACUAUUUUUAAGAACAAAAUACACGAUCUUUAACAAUAAACUAAGCGUUCUUUAACAACAAACUUGACGAUCUUUGACAACAAACUAAGCGAUCUUUAACAACAAACUAAACGAUCUUUAACAACAAACUAAGCGAUCUUUAACAACAAAUUAAGCGAUCUUUCAGAACAAAUUAAGCGAUCUUUAAGAUUAAACUUUUCGAUAUUUUAGAACAAACUAAGCGAUCUGUAUGAACAAACUCACAGAUCUUUAAGAACAAACUAACCGAUCAAUAACAACCAACUAAACGAUCUUUGACAACAAACUAAGCGAUCUUUAAGAACAAACUAAACGAUCUUUAACAAUAAACUAAGCGAUCUUUAACAACAAACUAAAUGAUCUUUAACAACAAACUAAACGUUCUUUAACAACAAACUAAGCGAUCUUUGACAACAAACUAAGCGAUCUUUAACAACAAACUAAGCGAUCUUUCAGAACAAAUUAAGCAAUCUUUAAGAUUAAACUUUGCGAUAUUUUAGAACAAACUAAGCGAUCUGUAUGAACAAACUCACAGAUCUUUAAGAACAAACUAACCGAUCAAUAACAACCAACUAAACGAUCUUUAAAAACAAAUUAAGCGAUCUUUUAGAACCACAAUUUUUAGAGACCCGGUUUAAAAAAAUAAUAUUUUGCAUUAAUUUCCCCCCACCCCACAAUUUUUGCCAAAUAUUCUCCUACCAUACAAAUUUAAAAAUAAAUUGUAAAGCAAUUUAAAUUAAUUUUAUAUUAAAAUGGUAAAAUCCAAAGUAUUCAUUAGAUCAAGGGUCUCAAACUCAAAUCAUCAAAAGGGGGGAGGGGAGGAGCGCAGGAGGUAGUGUCUGAAUGAGAGUGGGCCGCAUCAAUAAUCCACAAAAAAGCGAUUACAACUGUUACAAUCUGCUCAACCUUUAUAAAUAACAAUAAAAUCAUUAAGGGUUCUCAAGAACUAGGAUUCACUUUCAUCCACCUACUCACUGUUGCAUUCAAAAAUAUAUAGAAGCAUUUUAAAAAAAUAAUCAGAAUUAGACUAGUCCCUGAGAUUCGACUGAAACCGUCGCGGAGAGUCACUUUAUAGAUUUGAGAAUGGGUGAAAAGUUCGGCCUUUUUUCGGUUUCGGCCGAAAGUCAUUUUUAAACUUUCGGUCUUUUUUCGGUUUCGGCAGAAAGUCAUUUUAAACUUUCGGCCUAUUUUCGGCUUCGGCCGAAAUCAGAAAAUCACUUUCGGUCGGUCUCUAAUGUAAGCAAUUUGAAUUGAUCUGGUGUCAGUAAUAUGAAUAGUUCUUGUGUAAGUAAUGUUUCUGUUGAUUGUAAUUUGCAUGCGAACAUGACCAAGGCUAUAUUUGACAGUGAGUAUGCUGGUGGCUAGAUAGUCCUAUUUGUGCCUGGUAAACUUACCAGCAUGUAGCACCCACAUAACAAAACACUUUUCAAGGCAUGAAUGUACAGUCUCUGGUAUUCCAAAUAUUUCAAUGAAUGGAAAGGAAACUGGAAUUGACUUUGAAAUUUGUUUAUUUUUAGUCCCUGAUAGAUAGACAUGACACACUCGUUCUUAUUUCCAGAGAACGAUGACUUUCCAACACCUACACAUCAACUUGUUGGCCAUUUCAAGAAGCUGGAGGAAGAAAAUGACACACUUAGGAAUAAAGUAAAUAUGGAGUUUGUGUACUUUAUUAUCUAGCAUAGACAUCUUCAUUCUUUUUUUUUCCCAUUCAAAUGUGGCAAUAAUGUUACAUAACUGGUGAGUAAAUUCAUCACAGUCGCUUCCCUUGUCUUUUUAACCCUUGCUUAAAAUACAGAACUUUUUUUUCCUCAAGCCAAAAGAAUAUGAAUGCAGAGGUUUUUAUUUGAAAAUAUUCUGACCAAAACUUAUGUUUAAAAAAAGUCCCUAUUGCAUGAGGAAAUUUAUUACCUUUUAAGCCCGGAGCAGUGACAUCAUUAUUUGUAUUCUUAAAGGUGACUGACCUGGAAUCAGCUCUUACAGCUUGUAAGUGUAAAUUGGCCAAAUAUGAGACAGAGUUAUUGUGCAGAAAGUCUUCAGAUUUAAUACUCUUUGAUGGCAAUGUAAGUUUAUUUUUAAAUCAUUUAUAUUAACUUUGCUUUUGUUCAUUGGUGGCUGGCAAAAACUUCGGAUGUCUCAUUGACCCACCUCCCGUCAAACUAUCCAGCCGAUGACAACACACUCUAUCAAAUUUUCAGCCCCAACCCCCAAAAAUCAGUUUCGCUGUUUUUCAAGGGGAACAUGAAGUAAAAUUCUUUUUUUUUUUAAAUACCGGUAUUGCAAGAUUGUUUAGUGCUUAAUAUUUAUUUUGCUUUUCUGAAAAAGUUGAUGAAAUAAAUCUGCAGUGUAAAAGCGGGUGGGUCAUUAAAAUAUUAUAUAGUUCGGUGCAGUGUCUAAUUGGGAUUCUUAUAAAGUGCCUUGCAUGUAUGUAUGUAUGUAUGUAUGUAUGUAUGUAUGUAUGUAUUUAUGUAUGUAUGGCACAUUUUGUCAAAUUUUAAGCCUCACCCUCCAUCGCUCAAUAUUAAUUUUAUAAAGGAUUUAUACGAAAAAUGUUGUUGAUUUAUGAUUAAUUUUCUUUAAAAGAUAAAUUGAACACGAGUCAUGGCUUAGAAUAAAAUGUAGUAAUAGAUAUAUUUCUCUAGGUAUAUAUGGUGCAAUGGUGUGUUCAAUAUGAAGCAAACUAAAAUGCCUUAUAACUGCUCUAAUUAAUGCUCUCAGGGUCACUUGAUUUGAACUGUUUUCUUUUGUUUUAUGGAAAUAAUAUCAAUUUAAAUAUAGUAUAAUAAAAUCUGCGGUAUACAAGGGGUUGGGGCAUUAGAAAUAUUAAUAUAGUCACAGGCGUGAUGAAAUUGUGAGGUUGGGGGGGGGGNGUAGCACUAAUUGAGAUUUUUAUAAAGUGUUACUUAAAUGCAUGUUUUGUCAAAUAAAUUUUGUAGAUGGUAAGUUAACGCAUUUCGGCUUCCUUUGUUUGGCGGGUGAUAGCUAAUAUUAUAUAAUACUUUCUUGGUGCAAUCAUAAUGGAACAAUUUGUACUUGUAAACAACCCAUCUGUGAUUGUUGUAUACAACAUAAACUACCAGUAUGAUGUGUAGUUGAAAAGUCCUCAGCCCAUUUUAAGCUUAUUCCACAAGAGUGACUUUAGGGUACUUUUGACAUGCUCUUCAGCCCACUUGCAUAACAAUAAUAUCAUUCCGACAUAUGAAGACUUGCACAUAUAGGGUAUCAUUCAAAAAGCUUUUCAAUUUUAGGAUGUUUCUGGUUGUUGUUUUUGUAAAACUGUAUAUGACUCAAUAUAGUAACUUUAGUUUUGGACAUUUAUAAUAUAAACCAGUGACUCCCAGCCUGUGGUCUGAUCACUGCUCAGGGGCUUUGUGUCCGGUCCAGGAAAUAAAAUCAAUAAAAAAAGAUUUGAAUGAAUCUUGUAAGAAAUAAGGUAGGCCUAAGGGACUCCCCCCAAAAGAAAUUGAUUCUAAAAUAGGCGCUCCACUAGUCAAAAAGUUUGUGAAUCACUAACAUGGACCAUACAUUUGUCACUCUUCAGGUUCUUCCAACAGUGUUUGCUACAGAGUAUGACCUUGAACGGAUGAAGCACAUAUUGUCAGAUGGAGAGAAAAAAAUCCAAGUAAGCUGCUGCUCAUUUACACUUGUUUUUUUGCUUAUUCUUUUUGCAACAACCUUUUCCUAACAUUGCUUUCUUAAAAUUGUUGUUAGUUAACACAUCAAAUGCCAUGAGACCAGACAGUAGCUCUGCGACUUUGUAAAAAAAAUUGUGUCCAGAAGGCACUGAUGAGACCAAGUGAUGUGCUUUUCUUUAAUAAUAUAUUAUUAAAAUACUUGACACAAUUCUAAAGCAGUUUUUAAGGCUUUUUUAAAAGUGUUAGCAAGCAUUAUUUGCCUAUUGAUAUAGAGGUGAGAUUUUUCUAACCUUGGAUGCUUGCUAAUGCCUUUGCACCAUCUGGGGCUUUGGCCAUCUACAAGAAUUUUCGGUCCUGUGCUUUCCUUUCCAUUUCCAGUUGUAUCCCAUACUUUGUGUGUCUGCAUCUAGUUGGCAUCUCCAUGUAUUUUUGCUGUGGAUUUCAUGUUAGGUAUUAUCUGGUGAUGUUAUCUAGGGGUUUACAAAGAGUGUGCUCUAUCCACCUUCAUCUUUCCUUUUGAUGUCUCCAGCUUUAGGCUCCUGGUAUGUCCUUUCCAGUAAGUCUUUGUUGGUGAUGGUGUUUAGCCAUUUGAUGCUCAGGAUCUUUCUAAGGCAAGUGUUUAUGAAGGUCUGUACUUACUGCAUAAUGCUCCAUGUCUUUCUUCAAGUUCAGCUUCAUAGGUUAGGACUGUUUAGACCAGGGUCUCAAACUCCCAGCCCAUGCUUACGAUAUUUUGCGGCCCGCUACUCGACAAAAAAAUUUUGUGUACUUCCAAGCCACACGUUUUCCCCAUUCUCAUAUCUAUAAUGUAACCCUCAGCGACAGUUUCAGUUGAAUCUCAGCAACUAGUCUGAUUCUGAUUUGCAUUAUAUUUGUAUAGGUUUGGACAUUGAUUAUAAUGGUAAAAAACGUUUUAAAAUCGGGCUUAAGGAUUUCAUUUUAUAGCAUGUUAUGAGACAAACAUGGCCAAAGUGUGGUUUUGAGAAAACAUGCUUUGAAUAUUGUAUAUACAUAUAUCAAAAGUUUAAAAAGGAAGUUAGUGGGUAAUGCAGAACCAUAAUUGUGUAAAUUGUAGCAAUCUGACACAGUAUCAAAGAAUGCCCAUUAAAAUUGCUGCUCGUAUGUAAGAGUGAUGAGUGAGGGAAAUUCCGAGCAUGUCAGCUUGGUCAUUUUCAAAAUAGGGUUAGUCAAAAAGGCCUUUUUCGACCAUAAAAAGAAUCAAAACUCAUUCUCCUUAAAAUAGCAUCUUUCAUCGCAUCAAUAAUUCAUUAAUAUUGCCUGGUCCUGCCUUCUGUUUGAACACAUUUUAGUUUUAAAAUCGCCAGUGGGCAUCACCAUAUUUUUAUUUUCUUCUUACCAGAAGCUCAUUAUUUUCAUAGCAUUUAUUAGUUGAAUACUUUUAUUUUAGGUCACCGGGAAUUUUAUUUUAUUACUAAGGAUAUAAUGCCGUUAACAAUGAUACGCAAUGUGACUGCCUAGAUUGAGAUAUGAAUUUAUUUGUAAUUAACAAAGGUUGCGCUGAUUUUAACAGUUGUACUUUAUUUAAUUUGUAAUCGCUUUUUUGUGGAAUACUUGUUGUGGCCCAGCCUCACUCAGACUCUGCCUCCUGCCGCCCCCAAAUAAUUUGAGUUUGAGACCCCUGGUUUAGACAUUUGUGUUGAAAAUUCUGACUUUGGUUUGAAGAGUCGGCUCCUUUGACACCCACAUUUUCUUUAAUAGCACAAAUGCUGACCUCGCCUUUCCAAUUCUGGCCCUGACAGCCGCUUCCGAUCCACCAUUUAUUUCAAAAGUGCUGCCUAAGUAUGUGAAGGCCUCCAUUUCUUCCAGUGCAUUUCCUGCCAGAGAGAUAUGGUCUUGAUUGGCUGAGUAUACCUUCCUGAUCUUUGUCUUGCUUUUAUUUAUAUUGAGUCCCAGCUGUGCUGAAAUGGUGUACCACCCUGCAUGUCAUUUCUUCAUAAGAAUUCUGGAUAAUCCUGACUAGUUUCCUGGUAUCCCAUAAUGCAGGAGAAGUUUCCACCAGAUUUGUUGUCCAGGCUGUAAUCAAAGGCCUUUUCGUAGUCAAUAAAAUUUAUUCAUGGGGGGAUUUCCAUUCAAUGGACUUCUCUACAAUGAUUCAUAGUGUUGCAAUUUGAUCUCUGCAUGAUCUGUUUUGGGGGAAGCCAGCCUGUUGAUCUCGUAGCUGCCUGUGGACCUGGUCCUUUAUUCUAUUUAGAAAAAUUCUGUUAAAGACCUUUCCUGGUGCAGACAGCAGUGUAAUUGGACUAGUUUGCACAGUUGUUGAGGUCCCCUUUAUUUGGUACCUUGACACGCUAUCCUUUUUUCCAAUCUUUUGGAGCUUUCUCUUCUUCCCAUAUCCUUCAAACAGAGGGUCAGCAUGUAAACUAUUGUAUCUAUAUCUGCCCUCAUCAUCUCAGCUGUAAUGUUAUCGGGUCCCAUUGCUUUCCCUAUUUUGAGCUGCUUGAUACCCAGGGCUAUUUCUUCCUUAUUUGGGGAACUGUCUUCCAUUUGUAAAUCUUCAUUUGCUGGUUUUAUAUCUGGUGAGUCCUUGGGUGGACGUCUCUUUAGAAACUCCUUAUGUAUUCCAUCCAUCUUUUUUGUCAUUCUUUCCGUUCCGUUAUUGAUCAUCCUUCCUUGUCUUUAACAGGUCUCUCUGGCCUCUUGUAGCUUCCUUCUUGUUAUGUCCUAGAGCUCUAUCAUGUUCCCCUUUCUUGUUGCUUCUUCUGCUGUAGACGCGAGACCUUCUGUGUAAGUUCUUUUAUCCUUUUUGAUUCUGUUCUUUACCCUUUCGAUUUGCUUCUUCAUAUUCCUCUUUGUGCUUUUGUUUUCUUUGCCCUGGUGCGGCUGUUGUCAACUUCACACUUCAUUUCUUUCCUCUCUUUUAUUCGUUGCAACGUGUUGAGUGAGAACCAAUAUUUCUAUUUUUGCUUUACUUGUCCCUGGUACCUCAUUGCAUGUCGUUGCAUGUCGAUGUUACAGACAUCUUUAUGUUUUGCCAUUGAAUUUCUAUCUGGUCACCAUCUGUUUGGUCUUGCAGUACCUGGAUCUUUUUUCUCAAGGUAACACUGAAUUCCUGUGGAUUCGAGCAGAAACAUUUGAUGAGUAACAGAAAAUUGGUAAAAGCUGAACGGUUGCUAAUUCCAAUAUUUUUGUUUACACACACCUUAGAGCAGGUGUCGGGAACCUUUUUGUCUGAGAGAGCCAUGGACAUUACAUAUUUUGAAAAGUAAUACUGUGAGAGCCAUACAUUAUGUUUAAGACUAAAAAUUCAAACAAAAACGUUUGCAUUUUGUGUUAUUUCAACACUAAUAAUGCCAUAAUUAUGUCUCUGAAUUCUUUUUAAUAACAUUGUUAUGCUGUUGCUAAUCAAUAAUGAGUAUUUCUAACCAUUAAUGCGACUUUUUUUUAUAUAAUCAAGCCAUAGGUUCCCGACCCCUGCCUUAGAACAUGUGGUAUCAAACAGAUGCCUUUCUGCAUCCACCUCCAAUAAAAAUAACAUCCAAUAUUAAUUUCCCUUCAGCUUUUUAACAAUAUGUUACAUUUAAUUUAUUGUUAAAGAGUUUAUAUCAUUUCUUGAUUAAUUUAUGUUUUUUAUGUUUUCAUGUUCAGCGGAUAGAAAUGGAGAAAGAUAGUCUCGAAAAACAACUGAACAAAAGUGAAGGUAAAAUUAUUUUGUUCCUUUUACACUUAGGAGGGUUCUUGUUGGGAGAGGGGUGGGGGGGUCAGUGCUAAAAUCUAGAAUUGUCUUAUAAAUUGAAUUGCAAUGUUUUAUAAUUGGAGGAGGUGAUUUUACAUUAACAGAAAAAACUGAUUUUAAAAAAAAAAAACAUUUCCAGUCUUACUAAUCUCUAUCUAAUAAAUUUCCCUUCAAAGAAAUUUCCUUUCAAAAAACAUUCCUUGGAACAAAUUACUUAACAUAAAAUUUAAAUUGUUUUUGAACACAUUUCCGGAAAGGCCAUUGAUAUUUUCAUUGUAAAACUUGCAAUGUAUUUGCAAGCUCUUUAACUAAAAACUGUUCAAUUCAAUAGAUUUCAAUAAUUCUACCUAAAACUAAAUGUAUGCAUGUUAAAUAAACUGUAGCAAACAGAAUUGCAGAGGAAAGACAACUCAGAAUAGAGAUCAGGCAACUCAAGUAUCAGCUUCUCACUCUUGAAAUAGAAUUAUCCAAUGAACAGGCCAAGCACACUGAACUAUUGGACGAC